GGCUGGCUGCCAGGAGGGUGUGCUGGAAGACGGACAGCUCGUGGCUCCAGACGCCCACUCCCACAGAGAGCCCCAGGUUCUGACACAAUGAGGCAGCAUCUGGGUGGAUGGUGGCUGGCCAUUGUCUGUGUCCUACUCUUCAGCCAUUUCUCCACCGUCAAGGCGAGGGGCAUAAAGCACAGAAUCAAGUGGAACCGCAAGGCCCUGCCCAGCACCGCCCAUAUCACCGAGGCCCGGGUGGCCGAGAACCGCCCAGGAGCCUUCAUCAGACAAGGCCGAAAGCUGGACAUCGACUUCGGAGUCGAGGGCAACAGGUACUAUGAGGCCAACUACUGGCAGUUCCCAGAUGGGAUCCACUACGAUGGCUGCUCUGAAGUCAACGUGACCAAGGAGAUGUUCAUCACCAGCUGCAUCAACGCCACGCAGGCAGCCAACCAGGCCGAGUUUUCCAAGGAGAAACAGGACAACAAGCUUUAUCAGCGGGUCCUGUGGCGGCUGAUCAAGGAGCUCUGCUCCAUUAAGCACUGCGAUUUUUGGCUGGAAAGGGGAGCGGGACUUCGGGUCACCAUGCACCUGCCGGUGAUGCUGUGCCUGCUGGUCUUCGUUUGGUUCGUCGUGAAAUAAGCUUGCGGGGAAGUUGGCAGCCACUGUGAUGAGCUGGUGGGCAGACCUGUCAUCAUCCCAGUUGUUCUCCCUCCUCCCCAACCCGCAUGUGUUCUGAAGGUACCAACGGGCCGCGAGCCAUUGCACUUCACUAUCACUCCCAAGUACCCGCCCUGGCAUCUGUCCGUGUCAAUAGAUGUGUCUGUCUGUCUAUCCCUACAGGCUCCACUGGAGGGUGGGACCAUGGCUGGCCUAUCACUUCGUUUUCAGCUCCAAGCAGAGUGGCUGCACAGCAUGAGA
This is a messenger RNA of Tupaia belangeri chinensis (Chinese tree shrew), 903 nucleotides long. It is a transcript of the gene PRND, whose product is annotated as prion like protein doppel. Gene Ontology annotation, molecular function: copper ion binding. Gene Ontology annotation, cellular component: membrane. Lineage: Eukaryota; Metazoa; Chordata; Mammalia; Scandentia; Tupaiidae. The record is from RefSeq and is a predicted model, not a curated record. The coding region runs from base 88 to 624 and encodes 178 amino acids. The transcript has 2 exons. Gene Ontology annotation, biological process: intracellular copper ion homeostasis; protein homooligomerization.